This is a messenger RNA of Amaranthus tricolor (Joseph's coat), 2144 nucleotides long. Its product is annotated as sesquiterpene synthase 2-like. Gene Ontology annotation, molecular function: terpene synthase activity; magnesium ion binding. NCBI's taxonomy places the organism in Eukaryota, Viridiplantae, Streptophyta, Magnoliopsida, Caryophyllales, Amaranthaceae. Gene Ontology annotation, biological process: diterpenoid biosynthetic process. The transcript has 7 exons. The record is from RefSeq and is a predicted model, not a curated record. Bases 72 to 1751 code for a protein of 559 amino acids.
GCCAAAUCUAAGGUGUUAAUCAUUUUAUUUUGAUACCAAAAUAUAUCAAAUAAAAAGAGAAAAAAUAUAAUAUGGAAGAACAAAAUAAUUUUUGUAGUUCAAACCAUAAUGAAACCCAAAAUAAUGGUCGUCCAUUAGCACAUUUUCACCCAGAUCUUUGGGGUGAUCACUUUCUUAAUUACACUCCACCAGAUGAGGCAAUACAAACACAAAGGGAGCAAGAAGUGAGGGAGCUAAAAGAGGAAGUAAGAAGAAAGCUUUUGGGCAUUGCUAAAGACUAUAAAGAAAGGCUAAUUUUGAUAGAUGUUGUUGAGCAACUUGGCAUUGCUUACCACUUUGAAGAUGAAAUUGAAGCCAAUUUACAACAUAUUUACAACUAUUCCAAGCCUAAUGAUCAACAUGAGGAUGAUCUCCACUUUGUUUCUCUUAGAUUUCGUCUUUUAAGACAACAUGGCUUUUUCGCCUCAUCUGAUGUAUUCAACAAGUUUAAAAACGAAGAUGGAAAAUUUGAAGAAUCCUUGACAAAAGAUGUAUUAGGCAUACUAAAUUUGUAUGAAGCAGCAAAUCUUAGAAUUCAUGGAGAGAAAAUUCUUGAUGAAGCUGUGGAAUUUACAACAACAAGAUUGAAAUCAUUGGUUGGACAACUUAAGAACCCUUUGAAAGCGAAAGUAAGUCGAGCUUUGAAACUACCUCUUCAAAAAGGUGUCAUUAGAUUAUUAUCGCGAUAUUAUAUUUCCACGUAUGAAGAUGAAUCUGCGCAUGAUGAGACGAUUUUAAAGUUCGCAAAACUUGAUUUCAACUUGUUGCAAACUUUACACUUGAAAGAGCUUCGAGAUCUUUCCAGGUGGUGGAAAGAUCUGGACUUUGGCAGAAAAUUACCAUUUGCAAGAAACAGAAUUACUGAGGUAUAUUUUUGGAUAUUAGGAACCUUUUAUGAACCCAAAUAUACAUUAGGAAGAGAAAUAUUUACAAAAUUAUUUAAGAUGACAUCUAUUAUGGAUGAUACAUAUGAUGCAUAUGGUCUCUUUCCAGAGCUUGUAGCUUACACUGAAGCUGUUCACAGGUGGGAUGAGAAAUGUACGGACCAAUUGCCUGAUUAUAUGAAGCUCACUUAUGAGGCUCUUCUUCAUACAUUUGCUGAUUUUGAACGAAAAUUAGCCAAAGAAGGAAGAUCAGAACUUGUUUCUUAUGUUCGAGAAUUGAUGAAAGCACAAUGUCAAGGCUAUUUUCAAGAGGCAAAAUGGUGCCAUGAAAAAUAUAUCCCAACAUAUGAUGAAUAUCUGAAUGAUGCUGCCAUUAUAACUGCUGGUUAUACCUUAAUGUCUGGGACAGCUUUCUUAGGCAUGGCUGAAUUUGCUACCAAAUCAGUUUUUGAAUGGGUUUCUCAAACCCCAAAACCCAUCAAAGCUUCUUGCAUAAUUGGAAGGCUCAUUGGUGACAUGGCAAGCUUUAAGAUUGAACGAAAAAGAGAUCAUGUUGCAUCAGUUGUAGAAUGCUACAAGAAACAAUAUGGGGUGAAUGAAGAAGAAGCUAUAAAAGAACUUCAAAUUAUAGUUGAGAAAGCAUGGAUGGAUUUGAAUGAAGAAAUGCUUCGACCAACAACAUUUCCAAUGCCAUUAAUGACUCGUAUACUUAACCUUUCAAGAGUCAUUGAAGUUUUUUAUCGUCUUGGAGAAGAUGAUUACUCAUUUGUUAGCAAAAGUAUGCAAGAUAAGAUUCGAUUGGUGCUUAUUGAUCCUAUACAUGUUUAAGCACUAACCAAAGAUUACACUUUUCAGUUUGAAUCGAGAUUCAGAUUUAUGGAUUGACCUAAUGGUUGAAGGUGUUUCGUUCACUCUUAUAGGAAUAUCUAUUUCUUUCUCCAUUUCUGCUUAUAGAAGAUCUCGUUACCCUAAAUUCAAAAUAAAGUAUGCGUUAGUCGUCAAGAUUUGACCUGUUUUGUAUUUGACUUUUUAGAGGUUAUAUGUAAAAUAGCAAAUAAAAGAUAUGUAUACAACAAGGUUUCAAGAAAUUUGGUUUGUUAGUUACCCUCUUGAUGAGGAUGGUUGUUGAUUUGGAGUUUGGUUCAAAUUUUUUUCUCUAAGUGUAUAAGUGUAAGUUUGAAUUGUGUGAUUGUAAUGGAAUGAAGUACUCUAUUUAUUGAA